Molecule: messenger RNA, 6475 nt
Organism: Ostrea edulis (European flat oyster)
Lineage: Eukaryota; Metazoa; Mollusca; Bivalvia; Ostreida; Ostreidae
Product: calcium-activated chloride channel regulator 1-like
Exons: 13
Coding region: 2541-5477 (978 amino acids)
Molecular function (GO): protein binding
Source: RefSeq, a predicted model, not a curated record
UUUUUUUUAGGGAGAGGGCUACAACUCCUUAGGAUCUCCGUAAUGGUGCAAAUGCGAGAGUGAUUCACUCCCGCAACAUUUGCGCUCAUUCUAAACAUUUCCUGACUUUCUUUACGUAAAUAAAAUGAUAUUCUAUGUUUCUUAGUCAAUAUAUAAAUUUACAACCUGCAACUUUAAAUUUGUGAGGCUCUAUUCUUCUGUUUUCAACAAUUUCGAUAAAUUCCAAUUUCUCGAUUCAUAUUUGUGCACCAUGUUUGAUGUACUGAAGUUUCAACUUCCGGUUGUCAAGUCAUUUGCAUAUGCCAUAUAAGGUAGUAUUUACAUCAAUGGACAAGUAUGGAGGCGAAAGCUAUUUCGUCGGUAUUAAAAAGGUUGGAAUUUAAUAUCAAGUUAAAAACCGAACAGCAGAGUGUAAAUUCUUUCUGCAACAAUAUGAUUUUCCUUUCUUUGUCGAAGUGGAUUGAGUAAUUACAUUUUCGCGCUGAUUGUCAAUGUUUAGGCUUUUCAUUAGAUCCACCUACGAGAUCUCGCGAUAACAAGCAUGGCGGAACAGACGAAGAAUUUUGCAUGCUGUACAUUAUAUUUAAUGAAAAACACCUUUAUUAGACAUGCCCGAGCACAAAGUUGGUACUCCUUUUGGUGUAAACAACAUUUGGGACUAAUACAUAGAGUUUAUUAUCGGUUAUUCAUAAAAUUAUUUUGCACCAUUACGGAGAUCCUAUGGAAUUGUAGCCCUAUCCCGAAAACGUCAGAAUAAAAAAAAAUUGGACAGGGCUACAUUAUUGCAGCUAAAUGGCCGUAAGCGCCGAGCAUAGGCCUAAAUUUUGCAGCCCUUCGCCGGCAAUGGUGACGUCUCCAUAUGAGUGAAAUAUUCUCUAUAGGGGAGUUAAACAAUAUACAAUCAAUCACUCAAUCAUAUUUAUAAUAUUGUAAAUGAGUACUCUGUUUACCUGAUCAAGAUGGAGGACUUACGGCAGAUUUGAUCGGUCAACAGGGACUACUCAUUCCCCCGAAACACCUGAUCUGGUGUUUCCAGGGGUCCCUGAUUGCCUUUCUCUCUACUCUGUAUUCUUUGUGAAAUUAAUGAGAAUAAUCAGUGUUCGCUGUAAAAUGGCUGAAAUAAUGCAACCCCCCCCCCAAAAAAAAAACCCUGCGUAAAACCAUAAGCAAUCAACCAAUUGUUAUUACAAUAGCAAGUGCACUUUGUCAUCAGAAUUCACACUUGUCAUCUUAAACAUGAAUAGGUUUCUUUGAUUCACUUUAAAUUCCCUACAUCUCUGCCUCACGAUUCUUUUCGACAAGUACGAUUUCAAUAAAUGUAUUGCUGAUAUUUGUUGUCUUAAUAUCCACUUGAAAUUCUUGUAUUGAUUUGGUAUGAAUCCGUUCAUUGACUUGGUAAGUAGAUCAUUUUUCCCACAUUCGGACCCUGGUAUCCUAUAUUCUCAUUUCACAUCACACGAUAGAACAUUUAUGUUUUUCUCUAGUAAAGAAUAGUUACAGAAAACUACACAUAAGGACAUAGGCACAUGACUUUAAGACCCACGCUCCCUUUGAUCCACCACCAUCUCUUUCAAUGUGCAAAACAAAACUAAGAAUAUUUCCUGAAAUUUGUGGAUUCUAUGUUUAUAGGGUUUUCCAUUCCCAAUGUCAUUUUUUUUGCAACUGUUUUUCAAACUCUUUGUUUCACAGAGUUUUACAGGAUUAAACAUGUAAACAGUGAGGGGUCCUCAAUAGGGAUUGAAUACGCUCUGACACCAUAUUUCCAGUCACGAACAGGGUAUGGAGAUGUAGUGAGACGGGUCUUAUGUGACUUCGACAAACUGUUUUUAUGCAUAUUAUUUCCACGAUGCAUCGUUAUUGACUAUGGAACUCCGACCACUAAGACGAACCGAAAUAAAUUCACACACUGUCGAAAUUCAUUUCGUCCAUUCCAAAUUGGGUGAUGGAUCAAAAGGAGUGUGGAUCUGUAGGUCAGGUGUUUGUGCAUAAUUAUGAUACUAAAUUAUGUAAGCCGAGUUCAGACAUCUCUGUUUUCAACAAUCGCGAAGCCUAGAACACUUUGAAGGUUAGGGGGGAGUUGUGACGUCUGGGAAGGUUUGAAGGUUAGGGGGGAGUUGUGACGUCUGGGAAGGUUUGAAGGUUAAGGGGAGUUGUGACGUCUGGGAAGGUUUGAAGGAUAGGCUGGGUUGUAUGGCUUUCUCAGCACCUUUACUUUAUCAUCGUUUAUUUUUAUGCAUUGCUACAAGUAAAAAAGAAAUAAUACCGGGAUGUGAUGUAAAGUGAGAUCUUAAGAUUUGACCUAGCGUGUUUGUUCUGAUAUCUAGAAUUUUAAACUGCAAAGUCACCAGUUAAAUCUGGUGUUUGCUUUCAUUUCUGCGUGCAGUAUAACACGUCAUUUGCUUUACCCGUAAGUGCCCGGCUAUUUAACAAAUGCAUAAAUGCUAACACUUCCUGCGUGCCUCUUAGUGAAGUGCAGGGUCAACGUAUAGGAAAAACAGAAGCAAAUAUCUAAAAACAGAAAUGUGUGCACAUGCAUAAAAAUGAGACUGCUGGCUUUCGUGUUUUUAUAUGUGGAGUUAUCGGAGUGUGUGGAUGCUGCCUGCCAAUCCAAUAACAUCGAAGUACAGGGAAACGGUUAUACCGGGGUCACUGUAGCCAUAUCCAACAAGCUGGGGCCUCAUGAAAUCGACAUCCAAAAAAUCAAGGAUCUAUUCACGGCCGCUUCCGCCCAACUGUACCGAUCAUCCAAACAACAUCUCUUCUUUAAAGACAUCACCAUCGUGAUUCCAAAAUCAUGGCCACGUAAUUACACCAAUGAUACUGUCAGCGGACCACAACUACAUUCUGCCCACGUCAUUGUGGAUCAACCCAACCCCCUCGCGGAUAACAGGCCUUAUGUGUCCGGUAUGACCGGAUGUGGGCAGCCUGGAAAACAGAUACAUUUAGAACCAUUCAUGGUACAAAUUCUUCCGGCUGUAGGAUAUGCAGACAAAUUGUUGGUACAUCACUGGGGUCAUUUUCGAUGGGGUCUAUUUGACGAACAUGGCGAUAAAGAGUCCCCAGUCCAGACAUCCAACACCAACACGUGGUUUUAUUCGUCGGAAGGAACAUUCAAACCAAACAUAUGCGCUAAAGGUAUCAAAGGUAAAUCUAGGUUGAAAUAUUGUGGGAAUAAUGCACCAUGUGCCCUAGAUAAUAAAGGACUACCUACAAAAGACUGCAAAUUUUGUGUGGACGAAACAGGGAAUACAGAGAGGGCGUCCAUUAUGGGAAAACCAGAGAUCUCAAGCGUGACAGAGUUUUGCGAUGACGAUACCAGUGACGUUCCACAUAACAAGGAGGCUGACACGCCCCAUAACAGAAUCUGUAAAGGAAAGAGCGCCUGGGAGAUAAUGAGACUGCAUUCCGAUUUCAAAGGCACCACCCCGGGCUCGACCUCGCUAAGUACUGUGCCGACAUUCCGAGUGGUACAACAAAGGGCAGGUCAGACCGUUGUCAUGGUAUUAGACAGAUCCGGAAGUAUGAAUAGUAAUCAAAGAAUUACCAAGUUGAAAGAGAUAUCAUCCAUCUUUAUAAUGAACUGGUUAUCCAACGGUAGUUCUAUUGGAGUUGUGACGUUUGACGACGAUGCAAAGAUUGUUGCCCCAAUAACUUCCGUGGUGUCAGAGAGUGUGCGACGUGAGUUGACGACAUUGAUUGACAAAAUUGAAGCCAAUGGCCGUACGUCUAUAGGAUUAGGUCUUCGGAAAGGAUUAGAGUUACUAAAAGCAAAUGGAGAAAGCAUCAACGGAAGUGAAAUAAUUUUGGUGUCGGAUGGGAAAAAUAAUGUUUCACCAGCAAUAGACGAUGUUCGAGAUGAAAUUCUAGCAGCCAAUGUUAUCGUCACUACUGUGGCUAUCGGAAACUUGGCGGAUAAGGAUAUGGAGAAAUUGGCAAAGGAUACGGGAGGAUCGAGUCACUUUUAUUCCGGAGAGAUGCAGUCCACGGCCCUUAGCGACAGUUUCGUAAAAUUUGCUGAGUGUACUUCCGACGAAGAGUCUAAAAUGCACCAGAUAGAGAGUGAAAGCUUGAGGGUGAUGAAAUAUCAGAAUUACAGUACGGUUAUCUCUAUUGAUGACACGAUAGGACGCGACACGGUGGUACUAUUACAGGGCCCUCGUGUGCAGUUUAGUUCAGUGUCGCUGUCAGGACCUACAGGCAGAGUCCAAACGUCCGAUAAUUGCACUGGUUCAUGUCGCAUAAUGAUUGAUGGUGUAGCAGAGGUAGGUGAAUACGUGAUAGACAUUUCGUCAUCUGUGGACACAGAAACCAUAUUGACAUUGACGGUACAAUCGUAUUCGAGAGAUCCCUCAGUUGAUGUCUUCACUGCGACCUCAUGGAUCUUAACAGACUCCCUGGAUUUCUCGCCAUCUACCACACUUGUUAUGUAUGCUUUGAUUAGAAAGGGAGCAUCUCCAGUCCUCGAUGCAGACGUCGCAAUGACUGUAGAAAAUUUGGAAGGUCACGUGAUGACAAUUGAUCUAUUUGAUAAUGGCGUAGGUGAAGACAUGUUGGAAGGAGAUGGGCUCUAUACCGGAGUGAUUUUGCCUUCACAAAUACAAUCAAACGGCAGACACAGCCUCAAACUGAUAGUGACAGGAAAAAGUGGUGAAACGAAAAUCCUGAUACCAAAAGCGAAGAGGAAGAAAAGGGCAGCACAAGACGAAGUCCCACCCACUGAUCUGGAAACCAAGGCUGUUAAUGCAUUCAAACGUGUGGAAUCAAGCGGAACAUUUACUGUAUUGAAUUAUUCACCAGAGGCCACAGCUAAUGACAGCAUACCUCCUGCUCGGAUCACUACGCUACAGGUUGUGUACUCAGAGGGCAAUCAUUUUAAUAUCAGCUGGGAUGCUGUCGGAGAUGACAUCGCAUACGGGAAUGCUACAUCCUACAAAAUUUUGUUGUCAAAGAACUACUCUACUUUGCUGAACUCACCGGAAAAUGUAAGCCCUCUGAAUGGAAACAUACCCACACCCAAACUUCCGGGAAAUACCGAAGUAUUUUCUUUGACCUUACCGGAAGCCAGUGCCACUUACUAUUUAGCUGUUCGUGCUGUUGACGAGUUUGGGAACGAGGGAGACAUCUCUAACAUUAUAUCCUUGUCUGUGGUUACUGACAACACAUGGCGACCGGUCGAAGUGAACCCCUCAUCCAUGUCUUAUGAGCAUCUGUUGGUUUCUUCUUGCGCAGCAGCCUUUGUAGUUCUAAUUGUUAUUCUAUGCGGAUGUUGUAUUUACAAAAGACGAAAUAGACCUAAGAGAAAAGCAAAAUCAAAGAAAGGGGAAUUAAGAAAUGACUUCUCGAACAGUCGUGAGUUUGGACGAGAUCCGAGACACAGUAUGUACAUGUAUCAGUCGCAGAUCCAUAACGAGUAUAAUACCAGACCUCCUAGACACCAUGUCUCAGCAUAUGGUUCCCAUUUAUACCACAUUUCAUGAAUAUUAAAGUCCUUGCGGUUCACAUUGAAAUCCUCUUUUUAUAUCUUUAAGGGAAAAUGUUUCUGAUAGAAGUCGUGUCACAGAAUAUUUCCAAGAAUCAAAAUUACCUACUGCUAUCAUUGUUCAAAUUUUAUCCUAGGCAUCUGAUCCCACCUCUGGUAUAUUCAGGGGUCUGUGUUUGCCCAGCUCUCUAUUUUGUAUUGCUUAGAGAAGUUAAGAGAUUGAUCACUGUUCGUUAUCUUUUCCUUUCAUUCUGGAAAAGACAUUUUGAAAACCUUGUUAAAAUGAUAUAUAUAGGAAUCAUAAGAAUAAUAUGGAACAUGUAUUUCGAUUCCUUAACAAAUGCAUGUUUAAAAAUGCUUUUAUAUUGCUACACUUGUUACCCUGUAUGGAAAACUGAAACAAAUGUUGAACGAACAAAAGAAAGAUAUCAGUUUCACAAAAAACCGAGUAGCAAUGGAUAUCCUGAGCAUUGGAUAUCAUUAACCACCACCAAACGGUGUGUUCAGAAAAUGGAAUAUCACUUUCAGAGUAUUUGAUUUACAAAACACUCGCUAGUACCAUGCUAAAUAUGUUUUACAUGGAUUAACGCCAUGCCAUCAAAGGUGUUUGUUUUUAAAAAUAUUUCUAAAAUGAAAGAAAAGCUUAAAAGUACAGGGGUCCGUUUUUGCCUUACUCUUCAUUAUGUAUUGAUUGAUCGCUGUUCAUUAUCUUCACCUUUUCUAUUUGCGUUAUGAUUACGAGAUUGAUUACUGUUCAUUAUCGUCACCUUUUCAUGAUUAAUAUGAAGAAAUGAGACUAGAUACUAUAAUACUCUCGCAAUGUAUUUUUUCAUGAUGUACUUUGACAUGUCUUAUUGAUCUACAAAAUGUCCAUUACUGUUUCUUAUUCGCCAUGUGGGUGAUUUUUUUUAACAAAUAGUUUAUACUUGUUUGUUUAUGUGUUAUAAAUGGAGCCAUAUUAAACUUUCUUCGAUUAAUAAAAAAUGUUUAAAGACA